Molecule: messenger RNA, 826 nt
Organism: Saccostrea cuccullata (small rock oyster)
Lineage: Eukaryota; Metazoa; Mollusca; Bivalvia; Ostreida; Ostreidae
Exons: 2
Coding region: 30-815 (261 amino acids)
Molecular function (GO): protein binding
Source: RefSeq, a predicted model, not a curated record
AAGGAUUUCCUCGCCAUUUCAGAUAAGUUAUGAACGUUCCAAAGAUUUUAAUUAUUUUCUCUGUCUUUGGCUACAUCAAAUCCGAGGAUGAUGCGGAAACAGUUGAAAAUUGCUCCGAAGAUAUUCGGGCAUUACGAAUGGAGUUAGCAACACUGCGAGGAGAGGUCUUAAAUCAGAAAGAGGAAAUCAAAGAACUCAGAAAGGAAUUGGCAAGAAAACCUGACAGGAGCGAGUGUUUGCAAACUGUUAAUGCUGCAGAAAAUUUUAAAGAGUCGGUCCAAACUCCGAGUGAAAUCCUCAAAUCCCCUAAAACGGACGAAGGUUCGCGUAAAUCUCCAAAAAACCAUGACCGAUCGAGAAUAAGUCGAUCAUUAAUCAAUCCAGCACCAAGAAGUUCACAGUCAGCAGGCAUUUUACCAAGAAUAGCUUUCCAUGCCAAUUCUCCAACUGAUAACACAAACCUUGCUGUUCAUCAAAACCUGAACUUUGGAAACGUUAUCUCUAACGUAGGAAACAAAUAUCACCAUGCGACAGGAAUCUUUAUUCCCGACGUUUCCGGAAUGUACGUGUUCUACGUGCAAAUAAUUUCAUGCAGUAAUGGACAUGAGGUUAAAACUGAAAUUAUAGUAGAAGGUGUCAGUAAAGGUGGCCACUACGCAUACAGUCCUACAGGUUGCGCAAAUGGAGGGGGGAUGACCAUCGUCCACGUUAAUGCAGGAGACUCCGUCUGGGUUCGACUCUCAGUAUCAGAUGGAACGAAUCACUUUGGUUGGGAGAGCAGCUUUUCUGGAUUUUUGUUGUAUGCCGAUGAAUAAAAUCGAAUGGA